AUGCCUAUUCCAUGGAUCAACAAAACCAGGGUAACCCAAUUUUCUCAAAUCAUCGCCGAUCUUCACUCAUCCAAACGUGGUGCUUCUUCUAUCGUCGUUCAGACCGGUUUCCCCGCCUCCCUCGUCGAUCUCUUAAUCAAAAACCGUAGCCGCUUCACAAGACCUAGGUCCGACAAAUCGUUUCAUCGCCAAACUCCUGAUCCACCUUCGCCGGAGUUAGACCGCCACGAGUCUCCGAGUUUGACUCAGUGGAUCACCGACGGAAAUCUUCAUACAAAUAAUGGGGUUGAGGACUCGGGUCAUGGGGUGAAUCGGGUUGGGAAUAACAAUGACGGGUCGGGUUCAAAAACGUUACUUGUUACCUUUUUAAUGAUGUUAGUGAUUGUCGUUUCGAUCGCAAGCGUUGAGAAACUCACUGUCGGCAUCACCGUUUCAGCAUUUGCGCUUCUUUUUCUUGAAAACGCGUGGAAUCGUGUCGUUGAGUGUUCUAAACCGAACGUGGAAUUUAACGUUGUUGAAGCUAAAUCGUGUGUUACUGAUUCCUUCGAAGAAAUUAAGGUUGUCGGCGUUUGUCCCGAAGAGACAUCUUCCUAUGAUGAUGUUCUUCAACUGAAUUGUUCUGAAAUUAAGGAGGAUCAUUUAAAUGAAAAAGUUGUGGAUUCAUGUCAUGUUCCAAUUAAAGUUAGCCGUAGUGUUAAAUUGAAAACAAAGUUAAAGAAGCUUUUGACAAAAAAAUUGCAAAGUUCUGGAAAAGAGGUAAGGGAAAAAAGAGGUAAAGAAGAUGGUUGGAGCUAUAGUGUUGAAAAAGAUUGUGAGGUAAAAGAGGGGGUGGAUAGUGGGAGUAAAUCGCCAUUGUUGCAUAAGGUUAAACUAGAAAACAUGAUAGUGAAUAGUGAAGAGAAGAAGAGAACAGAGAGAGUUGGGAAUUCAGGUUACUUAGUUUUAUUUGUAAUUGCACUUGUUGGGCUUGUAGUGGGUCGUUUACCAGCACUGAUACUUACAAUGACAUGGUGUUUCGUACUAAAGAUAGUUACAAUACGAGGAAGAUCGAAGGCGUCUUUGAUCACAUGUUUGGUUCCAAAUUCUUGA
This is a messenger RNA of Lathyrus sativus (Indian pea), 1089 nucleotides long. The record is from the annotation of a GenBank genome assembly. Lineage: Eukaryota; Viridiplantae; Streptophyta; Magnoliopsida; Fabales; Fabaceae.